Molecule: messenger RNA, 2377 nt
Organism: Colletes gigas
Lineage: Eukaryota; Metazoa; Arthropoda; Insecta; Hymenoptera; Colletidae
Product: venom acid phosphatase Acph-1-like
Exons: 7
Coding region: 61-1317 (418 amino acids)
Biological process (GO): dephosphorylation
Molecular function (GO): phosphatase activity
Source: RefSeq, a predicted model, not a curated record
UUCCGGACGUACCUGUCGUCCUGUCUCGUUUCUUCGACGAAACGGUGCCGACGAUCAAAAAUGUCACCCCAACGGUCGGUGGUGUUUCUCGCCCUCUUGUUCGUUACCGUGGUCAACUGUGAUUUGGAUAUACAAAUGUUGCACGUGGUAUUUCGACACGGUGAGAAAGUGCCACAACGGGAAUAUCAAAAUUAUCCCAACGAUCCCUACAAGGAUUACACGUAUCAGUCGUUGGGCGAUGGUGACUUAACAAACCAAGGUAAGCUGCGGGAAUACAGGAUCGGCACAAUGCUUCGUGAACGUUACGAUGGAUAUUUCGGGCCAGAUUAUUGGCCAGAGAAGAUCUACGCUCGAUCAACGGAAGUCCCAAGGACUCAGCUGUCUCUGCAGCUAGUUUUGGCUGGAUUAUUCCCGCCCUCGGUGAAGCAAACUUGGAAUCCGCGUCUACCCUGGAUUCCUACGUCGACGUUCUUCGUACCCUCCGAAGCUGACAAUCUCUUGUUUCCGCAUCACUGUCCCAGGUACGUAGAAGAAUACAAGAAAUUUCUGAAACAACAGAGCGCGCAGAAUAUACUGAAGAAGUACAAACCCGUGAUGAAUUACUUAACCGAGAACAGUGGGAAAGUAAUAAACACAACAUCAGCGGUGACUUAUCUGUACAACUUGCUGAAAGAAGAGGCCUCCCAGAACCUGGUUCUUCCAAAGUGGACCGAAUCUGUCUACCCCACUCCUAUGAAAGAAAUACUUGCUCUGGACUUUAAACUGAGAUCGUACACAAGGACGUUGAAACGCUUAAACGGAGGUUUGCUGUUACGUAAAAUGGUAGACGACAUCGAAACGUACAAGGCGGGCAAAUUAGUGCCGUACGAUAGGAAAGCGUUUUUCUUCUCCGCCCACGAGAUGAACGUUGCUGCUGUCGCGAGAGCUUUGGAUUUGGACGAACCUGUUAUACCUGCAUACGGGUCUACCAUAAUCUUAGAGACUCUGCGCGAUAAGAAAGGCACAUAUUACGUUCGAGUUAUGUAUUGGAGCGGAGUGUCCGAACAGCUGACGGUUAAAACCAUUCCUGGUUGCACGGAGCUAUGUCCUUUCGACCAGUUCCUCGUCAUCGUGAGCGACGUGAUGCCCAGCGACGAUGAAUAUUAUUGCCAUCCUACUCAAACAAUGAACGAGUCGAGGCACGUUAGAAAAGAUGAGAGAAUAUGCUCCUCAGCGUCGACCGUAGCCCUGGGCAACACUUGGUUCUACCUACUGUCGCUUGUCUCUCUAUCGCUACUUCUGUCUGCAAUAUCGAUCACUGACUUUAAAGCGUCGUAGAGAAGAGCGUAAUGAUAUUGCGGCCGUUUAUACGUUUCGAUAAAAUGGUUUUUGAUGUACCGGUAAAGUCGAUACAAACUUCGAAUCUCGAUAGAAUGGCGAAACCGUUAAAUAACGUUUGCAAAACUGUUUGAAUACUCGUGCGACGUAAUCAACAUUUGACUAAUUUUAUUCACGAACGACGAGGAGAAAUCUCGAGUCGUUGUUCGCGAUUAAAAUUUCCCUCUAGCCGUAGUGAACGAAAAAUUUCGUAGACGAAAUACGUGGCCAUAGUAACGUAAGUAUAGGACUAAUUAGUAACGUAGGACUUUGGCAUUAGUAUAGUAGAUACACCUAAAAGUAUUAGAAUAAACGAUCGCGAUAUUAAUAUAAUCUCUAGUCAAAAGUAUCAACUAUAGUCGCGCGGUUCUUCGAUCUUUAUUCAUUACGAGUUACGAAAGUUACUGAUUGUAUGCGUGUAUGAAAGCCUUUUCGAACGAGGAUGGCUCAAGUAGAAGUUGGAAAAUUUAAUUACGUUUAUAUUAUCUCUAUUCCUUGCAACCAACUAAAGUUUAAGAAUUCACUUCUCAACAAUAUGGUGAAACGCUUCGAGUGAUUAUCGUAGAAGGAAAAUGUAAUACAUAAUAAGAUUCAAAGAAACAAGAGAUUUCGGUCCACGAACUUUUUGUUAUAAGUACUGUGAAAUUUCAGUGAAAUGUAACCGAGUUUGAAACAAUGCGCCAACUAAAAGAGUAACCCAACGAUCGUGGCCAUGCCAAUAUCCCCGUGAGCGAAUAAAGCGCCGUGUUUGGCAGUCACGAAAUCGGAGCAAAUUCGAUUUGCAAGUUGACGGAUUGAUUCUCCUAUUUCCGUCCAGGUUAAAGGUUCAAGAACCUCAAUAGAAUCGAAAUAGCCGAAUGUUUAUCGAUCCAGAGCGAUAUUUUUCUACGGAGUUAUCGAUUCGACGAGACCAGUCGAGGUAUAAAAAUAUGAAUCUCGGUUCUCACCUCAAAAUAAAAUGGAUAUUAAAUUUAAUGAAAAUGUGAUUGCCCACUUUUACGGAAGAUCAUUUCUACUAAGA